Messenger RNA from Lymnaea stagnalis (great pond snail), 1494 nucleotides. The record is from the annotation of a GenBank genome assembly. Lineage: Eukaryota; Metazoa; Mollusca; Gastropoda; Lymnaeidae.
CGCUGCCUCACGUAAUAGAAUAUCACCGCCUCACGUAAUAAAGUAUGACUGCCUCACGUUAUAGAGUAAGACUGCCUCACGUUAUAGAGUACGACUGCAUUAUUUACACCGUCGCCUUCGUCUUAACCUCUUUAGUAAUCGUUUUCUAAGUUUCCAUCAUUUUGUUAUUUUAAAUUUAUAGGAUUGGAAGUACAUGAACUUAGUAAAUGUGUUAUUUAACCGGUUUUUUUUUUCUUUAGUAUUAAGCUAAAUAUGCGAUAUGUUGCCGAGGACCCACCAGUCAGUACUGGUGCCGAGGGCCCACCAGUCAGUACUGGUGCCGAGGGCCCACGAGUGAGUGUUGGUGCCGAGGGCCCACUAGUCAGUGUUGGUGCCGAGGGCCCACCAGUCAGUGUUGGUGCCGAGGGCCCACCAGUCAGUACUGGUGCCGAGGGCCCACCAGUGAGUGUUGGUGCCGAGGGCCCACCAACAAAGAUAAAACCUUCAUUUUGUGACACUAACGAAACAUGAACGCUUUUUCCUCCAGCUCGAUAACAGCAAAGCCUGGAGUGUUUCUUCUAUUAUGACCCUUCUCACACUGGUAGCGUGACUCAGGCAGGCUGGACUGUGAGUCAGGGCAGGCACUUAGAAGUUACUUGGGCCCGGGGGGGGGGGUAGUCUGCUGUAAAUCUUUCACAAUUUAUCCACCUCUUAUCAGGAAUCCGGCACUGGGUACUGGUGUACCGUAUUUAUUUAUUAAACACUGAUUUUGCGUAGGGCAUUAAGGUAAGCACAAUUUAAAUCUACACUAUGCAUACAUUUCAGUAAGUUGAGUUUAUUAUGCAGUUAUUUUUACAAAAAGUCGGCAAAGUUUUACUAAUACAGGUAAUUUAAAAAACAAAACGUCUUUCUUCGUGACAGUGAUAGCGUUACUUUCUAAGUAAGUGAUAGCGUCCUGAAACAUAACAAUAACAGGCCAGCAGUCACAACGUCUGCCACAUAACGUGUUCUGUGUCCCAUUCUGACCUGCCUGCCAUUGCCAUGUCCACCUGCCAACCCCCUGGAUUUAAAGGUCGCGACGCUUUGGUGACUCUUCGUGUUGAACAAUGGUUUUGUGUUGCACGGAAAACCCUACACGUUUGCCCGUUGUCGGGAUACAUAGUAGUGGAUGUGUGUGACCCAGUCUGUUUGUUGGUUAAUGUUUUGUCCUAGUUAAUUUAACAAUGAUGGUGUAUUAUUGUUUUUUUUUUUUAUAUAUGCCCCUGGUAAUGUCAACCUAGGAUAGUUAUUCAUGACGGUGGUAAUUGUUCAUUAAAUUACCUUUGUCUUUUCAGUUGUACGUGAGACUGAAUGGCUGGGAUGACUCCAUAUUUUCAAAUAAAUUUAAUGUUAGUUUUUGUUUUAUUAUUAUUAUUUUUUUUCUUCACAAUUUAUAAAUAGCUGUACAAUUUUUAAAAAGGACAAUUUGCUUCAUGAUUCAAUGUUAUGUGAAUAGAUCAAAUAAAAAAUGUGAAC